This is a messenger RNA of Acanthoscelides obtectus, 933 nucleotides long. NCBI's taxonomy places the organism in Eukaryota, Metazoa, Arthropoda, Insecta, Coleoptera, Chrysomelidae. The record is from the annotation of a GenBank genome assembly.
CUUAGUGCACGCGUUAGGCUACGGUCAGACUACAUCCGUGUUUGACCGAUUUUUACACUGGCAUAUACGGCCGAUAACGCCAGAAAAAAAAUGCGGCAAACUUAAUUGGAGACAGUCACAGUUGCGCCGUCCAGCACUGACGUGCACGGACUUGUUCGGCCGACUGACGGUGGAAAACAAAUUAUUUUGUUUUUUCCGGCCGUAUACGCCAGAAUUUGUGUUACAGUCUUCAAGUUUAUACAGUAAUCACGAAAUAUGGUAGACAUAGAAAAAUUGAUUUCCUUGGUUUAUGACCGAAAACCAUUGUGGGAUGUGGGCAGUAAAAGCUACCACAAUAGGGACGUAGGAAGAAAGCUUUGGCGGGAAAUGGCAGAGGAAUUGAACAGCACAAGUGAAGUGACCAAAGGGAAAUGGCAAAACUUGAGAGGUAACUUUCGCAGAGAACAUACAAAAAUUUCGAAGGCGCCUACAGGUAGUGCAGCUCUCGGUGAUACUCAAAUCCCUUCGUGGAAAUACUACAAACAACUUUCAUUCCUAAUCGGCGCGUUUUCUUCCAGAAGAAUGAAGACAAAUAUCCCUUCCGUUUUAAGCCAAACUUCAGAGCUAGCUGAUAUCCUAAAUGAAGAAGAAGAAGACGUAACAAGGGUAUUUAACAACACCAUUGAUUCUAAUUGUGCGAUCAGCAACAGUACUGCUGAAACACAAGAAUCAGAAACCCUCGUAGAUACUGUCCAAACAGACCCGUUUCGUGGUCCCAGUGUAAAGUCAUUCAAAAAACCUCUCAUGACAACAAAACGAAAAAUUGCUAGACCGGAUGCCAUAGCAAAACGUGUUUUACUGGAGCAGCGAAAGGUUGAGCAACUGGAGAAAAGGUAUGAACGUAGCAAUACAUCUGAAGCUUUGACAAGGAUGACGACUACCAUUUCCUUAUGA